GCAGACAUGGCCAGCAGACGGAGAGGCUGCGCUGGUGUUUGCGGCCAAACCUGAGCUCGCGGAGCUUUAAAACUCAGUGUUUUCACAUCGUAACAGCGUGUUUUUGGGUCAUAAUUUGUCUAAAACCCGCAGUUUGUGGGAAAGUGUGUUAAUUAUGCUCAGGAAUGUGAUAAAGAACCGGUUCCGCUAAGCUAUGCUGCUCACAAACACUCAGCACUGGAGCUCACAGCCAUUUAUACUGACUGAUCCGUUUCUCAAUUCGGUUUCAUUUAGAACCGGAUUUACACUGUAAAACUGGAUCUUAGAACAGUUCUGAUGUCACAUCCGUCCACAGCUCGCAUUUCAGUACGUUAAAUGUGGUAACCUGAAACCCCGCGGUCCCCUUUGUGGAAGGUGGAGCGAUGCUGGUGAAGAUGGAGGUGGUGGAGUUGCCUCACUGGGAGAUGGCUGUCUACUGGUUUUUGUCCUUCGCCUCUCACCUCUACUCUUUCUAUCAGCUUCACCUGUUCUCUAAAGAGCACGAGGAGAGUCUGCACAAGGAGGUGCAGCUGGAGAAGGGCUUCCUCAUCUGGGGCUUCAGGAAGGACCCCACAGAUUUUGAGUGGAGCUUUUGGAGCGAGUGGGCGUGGCAGUCUCUUCUCUGGUCUCUGAUUGGUCAUGCUGUAGUGUCCAGACUGUCCAGUGUUUACCUGCCUCAGUGCAGAAAGGCCAUUCUCACACUCUACGGCGUGCUGGCAGCGUGGUGGCUUCUCGGCUGGAGGGGAGUGGCUGUUCUGAUGCUUCAUCUCAGCGUUUCAUUGGCUGUUGCUCAGCUCCACUGUCCUGCCCUGUGCUGGGGUUGUACCCUGUUACUGCUCUCUACUCUUCAUAUCACCAGUUUGCAGGAAAUACAGAGACACUGGUUUGAUUCAGAGGAGCGCUACUACCUCUUGCUGUUCAGUAUUGCAGUGUGUGCUCUUCGCUGUAUAAGCUUCAGCUUGGAGCUUUGUUGGAAUCCCUUUCUGGUUGGAGGACCAAGCCACCCCGGCUCAUCUCCACAGUUCAGAAACAUAAAGAUGUUCAUAAUCCAGCUGUAUCAUCUCACUGCCUACAGUUUCUACCAUCCACUCUUCUACAAUGGACCUAUCAUCUCCUACAAAGACUUCAGCCAAAAGAUGGAGCAGCCAGUGUGGAAGGUUUCGUCAGCCUGGGCGCUGGGCAGAGCGCUGCGUGUGUGUGUGUGGUGGUGUUUGGCAGAAAUCAUGAUACACCUCAUGUACAUGCACGCCAUCCAGAACAACGAGACCUACCUCAACAUACUCUCACCCUGGGCACUGGGUGGUCUGGCUCUGGCGGUGGUUCAGUUCUUCUAUGUAAAGUAUCUGGUGUUGUUUGGUGCGGCGUCUCUUCUGGUCACACUGGAUGGGCUCGAGGCGCCGCCGCUGCCCCGCUGUGUGAGCAUCAUGUACAGCUUCCAAGGAAUGUGGAGACACUUUGACGUGGGACUCUACCGAUGGCUUGUCAGGUACCUGUACAUACCGCUGGGCGGUUCUCAUCGUGGACCUUUCCAGAAGCUCGUCUCCAUGGCGCUGGCGUUCAGCUUUGUGUGUUUCUGGCACGGUUGCCAUGACUACCUGCAGUGGUGGGCCCUGCUGAACUGGGCUGGGGUGGUGGUGGAAAACGCUGUCGCACUCUUCCUCUCCUCCCCUCCUCUUCGUCACACCAUCGUGUGUAUUCUGUCUCCACGGAUGCAGAGGCGUGGCCUGGCGUUUAUCUCCGCCUUUUCCACAGCCAUGCUCAUCCUGUCCAAUCUGGUGUUUCUGGGUGGGAUCCACGUUGGUCGAGUCUAUUGGAAGAGAGUGUUUGCUCAAGGCUGGUCCACAAUAGCUCUUCCCAUGCUUGGCUUUUUGUAUUGCUUUGCUCAGGUUGGACUGGAUUUGGACCGCAAACAGUCACGAAGAGCGCCAUCGGCCUCAUCAUCAUCAUCAGCAGCCUCAUAAUCAUCAUCCCAACAUGCAUAAAGCUGCUGGAUUAAACAGAAUGCAAGGUAUCCUCAAGAGUCACUCCAGUUUAUUCACCAUCAGGGAAGCGUAAUUUAAUUAACUGGGCUCCAGCCUGGCGAUUCAUUGUGCCAAAUCAUUUGGCAUUUCCCUAGCAGACAUGGUGAAGUGUUUUUUUUUUUUGUUGUUGUUUUUUGCUCGGCUGUUGGGUUUUACAACAUGAAGACACCUUUAGUUUCAUUUAUUCUGUUACAGUAGAUGUAUUCAAUUUCUUGUACAGGUUUAAACAUGUGUAAAUAUGUGUUUAAGACAUAAAAGAUGCAUUUAAACAAUUGGAUGAUUGGGCAAUUGUAUGGGACUACUGUAUUUUUUGCACUAUAAUGUUCACCAGAUUAUAAGGCGCACUAUCAAUAAACGUCUAUUUUCUGGUCUGUUUUCAUAAAUGCACCAGCUUAUAAGGCACGUUAUGUGACACUAGUAAGGAACAAGCGGGUGUCACCAUUUUUUCCUUGUAAUUUCCUACUAAUUUCCCAGCAGCGAGACCUGUAAAGCUAAGCUAAGUAAGCAAAACUGUAAUUGUCAAAAAUACAUAUUUUCUUUUAAAUUCAAACAAGCUCUGGAUGUUAAUCUACACAGAUUUCUCUCCUGAAAACUGUUUAUUUGGGUGAGUAAAGUGCUUCCCUUUAUUUACAGUAAACUGUCCAGAUUUCAACUAUAGCUAGGUGCAGCAAUAUUAUCAUUAGCAGUUAAAUGCUAGCCGUGGUUAGCGGCUAAUGCUGCUCGACAGCACUACACUAAGGAACCCUGCGUGUUCUGGUAAGCCAGGGAGAUAUUAGUUAGUGGUUCGUCCCACGUAGUUGGUUUAACUCUGUAAACGGUUAACUCUGCAGACUACUCUUCAAUAAUACUCACCUCUGAACAGAGAAAGAGCUAGCACUUAGCACGGUUAGUGGCUAAUAUUUCACGUCCUGUCCCGGGUGUCCCAUGGUUUUUUUUUUUUUUUCAAAAAGUGAGGAAAUGUCCUUUUUUUAAAUCACCUUCAUUGGACCAUCACAUUAACAGGCACGAGGGCACUGCGCACGAUGCUGCGUGUGACAUAAUCCCUGAGCCGCCUCAGGGAUAGAGAAGGGUGGAGAAGGGUAAUGCUACAGGCCGGAGCCCUGGGCGUGGGCGUGGCUAAAGGGCGGAGCAUGUGUCAAUCAUUUUCGACUGCAGCCAAUCGGAUACUACACUUUCGUUGUCAAUCACUUUUUAUUAAGCCAAUCCUCAGACAGACCAAGCUGUCCAUCAUUUUUUACUGCAGCCAAUCACCUUAAAAGAUCUGUCAAAAGAAAGCGGCAGAACUGCGGUGCUACCGGGUAAACGUAGCGCGAUUUAAACUUCUGAACAGCGGUGAAGCUGAAUGUUUAUAAGUAUUUUUACAAAAUACUAUAUUAACAGUUUAAACACAAUUAUGUGCAGAGGUCAGCAGCAGGCUACAAUCUGAUAAUACUCACCUCUGAACGGCGAAAGAUCUAGCGCUUAGCACAGUUAGCAGCUAAUACUGAUAAUAAUGAUGCUCCAGCAGUGUUAGCAGGGGUUAGCAGCAGAAUUCAAGGCAAUAAUACUCACAGCUGAACUUUAAAAAAGAGCUAGCGCAGAUAGCAGUUUAUGCUAAUACUGCUGGAGAACUAAACUGGAACUCCUGUAUAACGCUGUACUUCAGGGGAGUGGCUUUACUGCUCCUUAAAACCUGACUGGUAAAAUUCAAACAUAAGGUACACUGGAUUAUAAGGGGCACUGCCGAUUUUUGGUAAAAUGAAAAGAUUUAAAAUGCGCCUUAUAGUGCAAAAAAUACAGUAUAUACAUAAAACACCUCUAGCAUUGGCGUUACUGUGGUUCAGUGCCAGCCCGAAUUGGCACAGACUGCAGGAGUGAGGAAUAAAUGUAAGAUCCACAGUUUAUAACUCUUAAUGAAGCACCUUUGCUCCAGCUUGGAUGAAGCUGCCAAACUGGAUCCAAAGUACGGGCUGUUCGCUGCACUGAAUGAACUCUGCUGGGUGAACUCUGGACUCGAAGAUGAUGAUCAGAUCCAUAUUCAGAUUUUUAAGGGCUUUUACGCACCAUAAUAAAAUAGAAGCAGGUAGAGGUUUUAGCUGCUGUUCAGAAGGAUUAGAGCAAUAUAGGAUUAUUAGAUUUUUUUUGUUUUUUGUUUUUUUUUUAUCUAUCAAAUUUUCGCCUCAAUUUGGGAUAAUUACCCAACCCGCUCAUAAGUAAUGUCCCCAACACUACAAAACAGUGAAGACUAGCACAUGCAUCCUCCGACACACAUGUAUGAAGUCCGACACAUGUAUUGUCCUCUCACAGGCUUCAGCAAAGCAGUUGUGUCUAAUGGUGAAGCAGCAUGCGCCUGGGAUUUAAACCGGGGCCACAGUGUCAGCAUGCUGAGGUAUCAGCCUGAGGUUUGAGUAUUUAAAAGCAAAAGCACUUAGUCAUCAAGUUCCAGCUCCUGAGAAAAGUGAUGAAGUGCAUUUUGUGAGGAGAAUAUAUUUGGGAUGUAUUUUUACCCUUAAAGAUGUUGUACUUGUUUUUUUUUUUUUUUUUUACAUCAUUGUAGAAAAAUAAAUAUUUAAAAAAAUGUUUAAGUCACAUGAUCUUUUCCUUUCACAGUGGGAACUGUAAGAAACCCAAACAGGAGUAGCGUAUUUUAGCUCUAUUAUUUAGCUCUAUUAUUUAGCUCUAUUAUUUUCUGCUCUAUUUUCAUACAUAUAGAGCACCGGAUUAUAAGGCGCAUUUUAAGAGACACUAUAAGGAAUUCAGCAGGUCUCACCGCUGGGUGGUGGUGGUGGGGGUUAGCUAAACUAAGUAAAGUAAAGCUAAGCUUAGUAAACAAAACUGUAAUAAAAAAAAGACUUUCCUUUAAAGUCAAACAAGUGCUGUAUGUUAAUCUACACAGAUUUCUCUCCUAAAAACUGUUUAUUUGGAAGAGUAAAGCGCUUUUGUUUAUUUACAGUAAGCUUAGAUUACCAAAUUUAGCGUUAGCCUUAGCGGCUAACCACUCCAGCAGUGCUAGCUGGGGUUAGCAGCAAAUACAAACGAGCUGAUAAUACUCCCCUCUGAACGAACACUUAAAGAACACUUCAACUUCUACUCAAGUCAUUUUGUUGAUAGAGCACUUUUACUUUUGUUCAAGUCUGAAUCUCUAGUACUUUAUACAUGUUUGAACAAUCCUCUUUUUGUCUCUCUUUUUACUGUUCUGUUUUCUUGACCAACCCUGUGGACAUUUUUCCGCUUAUUUGAUGAUAUUUUUUGGGCACAUA
Astyanax mexicanus (Mexican tetra) is the source of this 5278-nucleotide messenger RNA. RefSeq names its product hedgehog acyltransferase (gene hhat). The transcript is spliced from 12 exons. NCBI's taxonomy places the organism in Eukaryota, Metazoa, Chordata, Actinopteri, Characiformes, Acestrorhamphidae. Gene Ontology annotation, cellular component: endoplasmic reticulum. Gene Ontology annotation, molecular function: palmitoyltransferase activity. The coding region runs from base 402 to 1979 and encodes 525 amino acids. Gene Ontology annotation, biological process: protein palmitoylation. The record is from RefSeq and is a predicted model, not a curated record.